GAGCAAGCCGCUGCUCUCUUCCACGACAUACAACGCGCGCACCACAGUCCCUGACGCUUGCUAGCGGGCCAGGACAUGAGAAGGGAUGUUCGGAUUCUACUCGUAGGCGACGAGGCUGUCGGCAAGAGUACCAUCGUCACUUCGCUGAUCAAGGAGUCGUUCGUUGCCCAUGUCCAACACAUAGUUCCCGAAGUCACUAUACCCCCAGAAGUCACGCCCGAGAACGUUACCACCUACAUAGUAGAUUCCGGCAGCGGUCCGCAGGAUCGGCCGCACCUCGAGUCCGAAAUACGGAAAGCACAUGUAAUCUGCGUGGUCUAUUCCAUCGACAAUCCGAAUUCUUUCGACCGAAUACCGACAUACUGGCUACCGUACUUCCGACAACUUGGUGUUAAUGUGCCCGUCAUUCUGGUCGGUAACAAGAUUGACCUUCGAGGGGGAGAGGUCACGAACGAGGCGUUGGAGGAGGAGAUUGUUCCUAUCAUGAACGAGUUCAAGGAAGUUGAAACAUGCGUCGAGUGUUCUGCGAAACUGCCCUUGAACGUGUCAGAAGUCUUCUACUUUGCCCAGAGAGCUGUCCUUCAUCCUACUGCGCCAUUGUACGACUCAAGAGACCAUGUUCUGAAGAAGGAAUGCGUCGCUGCGCUUCGACGAAUAUUCAAGCUGUGUGAUACGAACAAGGACGGCAUCUUGGAUGCAUCCGAGUUAAAUGAGUUCCAGCGCAAAUGCUUCGAUGCCCCGCUCCAAGCUCAAGAACUGGAGGGAAUCAAGGCCAUGGUCCAAGAACACGCGGAUGGUGGUGUCCGUGACAGCGGACUCACUGAAGCAGGAUUCCUGUAUUUGCAUACCAUCUUUAUUCAGCGUGGUCGGCUAGAGACUACCUGGACUGUCCUGCGCAAGUUUGGCUAUGCUGAGGAUCUACGACUGACGGAGAGCUUCCUGUAUCCGAAAUUCGACGUGCCCUACGACUGUUCUGUGGAAUUGAGUCCGAAGGGAUACCAGUACCUCACCGACAUCUUUGAAACCUUUGACAAGGACCAAGACGGCGCUCUGAAGACGGAGGAAUUGGAAGACCUAUUCAGUACAUCCCCGGGUAAUCCCUGGGCAGGUCAGAAGUUCCCAGACACGACUGUUGCGGAUGACACAGGUGCAGUCACUCUGCAAGGGUGGCUGGCACAAUGGAGCAUGACGACUCUUCUCGAUCAUCGGACCACUCUUGCCUACCUGGCGUAUUUGGGUUACCCCGACGAACCUCGGACGAGCGCGCUGCACAUCACUCGACCAAGGAAGGUUGACAGGCGCAAAGGCAAGGUGACGCGCAAUGUCUUCCUUUGCUACAUGUGCGGAGCGGCGGGCUCGGGCAAGACCUCUCUACUUCGCGCAUUCGCCGGGAAACCCUUCAGCGAGAAGUAUGAGACCACGAAGAAGAUGAACUCUGUUGUCAAUUCAGUGGACAUUGAUGGGUCAGAAAAAUACCUCGUGUUGCAAGAGUUCGGCUCAAAAUACGAGGCAGAAACGCUGCGGAAUCCGAGAAAGACGGAUUUGGCGGAUGUCAUUGUCUAUGUACACGACUCGAGCGACACCAACUCGUUCUCGUACAUCAGUAAUCUGAGGCAACAGUACAGUCUGGACCACAUCCCAACGUUGUUCGUGGCAACGAAGUCUGAUCUAGACCUCGCCCAGCAGAGACACGAGGUACAGCCAGAUGUGUACUGCCGCAGAUUAGGGCUGCAGGUUCCUGUCGCCGUCAGCGUGAAGACGGGGCAGAUGGCGGACGUGUUCCAUGCCAUCUGCAGCGUUGCAAUGAACCCCAACUCCGCGUUACCAGGAGGCUCAGACCGCGCAAUGACAGCCGCCGCACGCAUCCGGAUGUAUGUCAAGGUGUGCACGCUGAUCGGGGGUGUGGCGACGGGUGUUGUGCUUGUAUAUCGGACAUUCGCUCGACCGGGCAGCUUGAGCAACGUUACAGCGCAGUGGAUAAACUGGAUUGUGGGCACUGCGUCGCGAAGAGAGCUCUAGUUACUACCUACUUACUAGCCUACUUCGACUAUCCGACUAUUCACCUACUUAUAACCUCUACUUACAUCUGCGUAGACCAGCUAUUUCGACCGGGGGCUGGAGAUUGUGAUCAGCGAGGGAUCGGAGGCAGGAGGGAGGCAUGAAGUGCCCGGGUCCUGGCCCCGGGAUCAAGGGACCCAGGACGCGCGACUCAGGCGUGGUGCCGGCGCUAGAUGCGCUGUAAGUACACUGCGCGGGCGGCAGAAUGACAUAUGUAACUUGAAAGAGCCUUCAA
Molecule: messenger RNA, 2293 nt
Organism: Rhodofomes roseus
Lineage: Eukaryota; Fungi; Basidiomycota; Agaricomycetes; Polyporales; Fomitopsidaceae
Product: mitochondrial Rho 1
Exons: 15
Coding region: 76-2019 (647 amino acids)
Biological process (GO): small GTPase-mediated signal transduction; mitochondrion organization
Cellular component (GO): mitochondrial outer membrane
Molecular function (GO): GTP binding; GTPase activity; calcium ion binding
Source: RefSeq, a predicted model, not a curated record